Spodoptera frugiperda (fall armyworm) is the source of this 7317-nucleotide messenger RNA. RefSeq names its product sodium channel protein 60E (gene SC1). The record is from RefSeq and is a predicted model, not a curated record. Lineage: Eukaryota; Metazoa; Arthropoda; Insecta; Lepidoptera; Noctuidae. Gene Ontology annotation, molecular function: protein binding; voltage-gated sodium channel activity. Gene Ontology annotation, cellular component: voltage-gated sodium channel complex; plasma membrane. Gene Ontology annotation, biological process: sodium ion transmembrane transport; membrane depolarization during action potential; neuronal action potential.
CCGCGCCGGCCGCUCGUGUGUCGCGCCGCGCUGCCGCCGCGCUCCGCCGCGCCGCCGCUGUGCCAUGCGCUCGCCGCGCGCGCCGCGCGUGCCGCGUCCGCCGCGCCGAGCCGGCGUCGCACGCGCCCCUACGCCCGUCUAGCUCGCCGCUCACUUAACAUGUUGCCAGUGUUGUGAUACCGGUCACAGGUGAGCAUUUUUCAAGUGAAACUUUCAAGUUUUGAUGUGAAAUCGAUUGAACUUUACUUCGACGAGAUCGAUAUUUGUUGAUGAAAAUCAUCUCGGACGUCUAAGCAACGGGUGGCAGUAACAUUAGAGAAUGACGUCAUCGGUGCGCAAAUAGUGUCAGUGAGUGCGAGUGGGUGCGGGGCGAUGUGGCGGGCGCGCGCGUAGCCUCGCGCGGCAUGGAGGAGGACGAGAGGAGGCUCUCGUUCCCGCCGCCGGCGCCGCUCAACUCGCCGGGCGAGGAGAUCGACGGCUCGCGGCUGCUGGGCGAGAUCGUGCGCACACUAGAGGCCACUAAUCCAGAGGCGGCCGCGCCGCUUGUGGCCUCGCAGUCGAGAGAUGCGCUGCACGUGGAGAGUGAGAAGCCGCGGCGGGAGGAGCUGCGGAUUCCGCUGGAGGGCGUCACGUUCGCGAGUGAAACCGUCGCGGGCGGCGGAGACCGCGAUGGGCCGCGCGCCGCAGUCACGCCGUUCACGCGCGAGUCGGCGCGCCGUGCGGGCUCGCGCGGGGCGCAGCUGGUGCGCGAGUUCGGCUUCAUGCCGCGCCGCCGCCUCAGCGUGGAGGACGGCGCGCGCCUGCCGCGCAAGUACGAGCCCUUCCCUCCCAAGCUCUACGGAAGACCGCUCGAGGAAAUCGACAACUUUAUUUACGAUGAGACUUUCUGCGUGGUGUCGAAGCGUUUCCGAAAGAACUAUAUACACCGGUUCACGGCCACCAGGUCGCUGUUCUGGUACUCCCCGUGGUCUCCAGUCCGAAGAGCUUGCGUCUACCUCUCCACCAACCAGUACUUCGAUUACUUCGUCAUGGCUACCAUACUGCUCAACUGUGUCUUCCUCGCCAUGUCGGAGACUAUCGAAGAGGCUGAGUACAUUUUCCUGGCGAUCUACACGGCGGAGAUGAUAAUUAAGUGUAUAGCUAAGGGUUUCAUAUUAAAUAAGUACACAUACCUGCGGAAUCCGUGGAAUUGGUUGGAUUUCGUCGUCAUCACGUCAGGGUACGCCACCAUCGGCAUGGAGGUGGGCAACCUGGCUGGUCUUCGGACCUUUAGAGUGCUAAGAGCAUUGAAGACUGUUUCUAUAAUGCCGGGUCUAAAAACCAUCAUCAACGCGCUGCUGCACUCGUUCAAGCAGCUCGCGGAGGUAAUGACGCUGACCAUCUUCUGCCUGAUGGUGUUCGCGCUGUUCGCGCUGCAGGUCUACAUGGGGGAGCUCCGGAACAAGUGCGUGAAGAACCUCGUCAUCCCACCUGGAGAGAACUUCACGGAUGAGGCGUGGUCGGCGUGGAUUCAAGAGCCAUCAAACUGGAUGGUGAACGCGGAGGAGGUGCCUAUAAUCUGCGGCAACCUGACGGGGGCCCGGCAUUGCCCCCCAGAGUGGACCUGCCUCUGUGUGGGCCCCAACCCCAACCAUGGGUACACCAACUUCGACAACUUCCUAUGGUCCAUGCUCACCACAUUCCAGCUCAUCACCCUCGAUUAUUGGGAGAAUGUAUAUAAUAUGGUACUGUCAUCGUGCGGUCCGAUGUCAGUGUCAUUCUUCACAGUAGUGGUAUUCUUCGGAUCGUUCUACCUCAUCAACCUGAUGCUCGCCGUCGUGGCCCUCAGCUAUGAAGAGGAGUCGCAGAUCACACAGGAGGAAAGGAAGAAAGACCUGAAUGAGCAUCGCGACGAUUCCACGUUCAGCUUCGAUCCCACGUCGCUGGCGGUUCGGACUCUCGCCAAGGACUCGAGAAAGCGCAUAGACGCGCGGAAAGGCCUCCUACUGGCCUCUUAUUCACGGAAACGGACGAGAAGACGUAAAAGGGGCAGAAGUGCUAUUCAUCAUGCAGCCGCCGUCGCUGCUGUUGCUGAUGACGCGUGCAAGCGGUCCCGGUCGCGGUCUCGCUCGCGGUCCGUGACCCCGAGCGCGUCACCCCCGCCGCUGCCGGCGCCGCAGCCCCCGCCCCCGCCCCACACCCUGCACCCAGACAAUGCAUUAGGUCGAGGUGCUCUCAGUGCGGCGGGUCGUCAAUUAAGUGACCACAGUAACAACAGGGAGUCCUCCCUCGAUGACUCGGGUGUGGUGGAUGACCACGACGAUGGAGAGCAUACGUCAGACGACCAAGCACCACAUCCGCACCCCAGGAGACACCUACUGAUUCCCCAACUGCCACCGCCGCCAAACCACCCCCCCACACCGAUGCCAAUGCCGAUGCAGACCCCCAUGCAGAUGCCAAUGCCUAUGCAGAUGCCAAUGCCCAUGCCUACCCCCAUGCCCACACCGAUGAUGCCCAUGCCCAUGCCUCAAAUUCAACAGGUUUCCCAAGACAGCCAAACGCAAGAAUCGAAACACACACACGCAACAAAAAUUGAGAAGCCUGCUCUGAAACCAAAAAAGCCGACAAAGAGCAUACAGGACAAGUACCCGCUAAACCCGGACUACCUCAACCAGAUCGUCGUGCUAGGGGCGGACUGGCCAUACAAGCGCGCGCCCGACCUCCCGCAAGCGGAGACGACGAAAAUUAAUGAGCUCAGUUUAUUGGCAGCCACGCACAAAACUCAUAUGGGCAAUUACGAGCAAAAUUGCACUUACUUCACAGAUGAGCUCGUGGAUAGAAACUGUGAAUGUUGCGUGUCUUGCUGUAUAGACUAUGAAGGUUGGCUGCAGUUCCAGAACUGUUUGUAUGGGAUUGUGAAGGAUCCUUUGUUUGAGUUGUUCAUUACAACUUGUAUUGUCCUUAACACACUGUUCCUUGCACUGGAGCAUCAUGGGAUGAGUGAGAACGUUAGAUCGGCCUUAGAUAUAGGAAAUAAGGUGUUCACGUCGAUAUUUACAUUGGAAUGUAUAAUGAAAGUGAUGGCGAUGAGUAAAGACUUCUUUGCGUGCGGCUGGAACAUAUUCGACUUGAUUAUAGUCUCAGCAAGCCUUCUAGAUCUAAUAUUCGAGCUCGUCGAUGGCCUAUCUGUAUUGCGAGGUCUUCGUUUGUUACGAGUGUUAAAAUUAGCUCAAUCAUGGACUACAAUGAAAGUGUUAUUGAGUAUUAUAAUAUCGACAAUCGGUGCUCUUGGUAAUUUGACGUUCGUGUUAGUGAUAGUUAUAUACAUAUUUGCUGUGAUCGGUAUGCAGCUAUUCUCCAAGUCCUACACGCCGGAUAAGUUCGACCCGGAUCCUGUACCCAGGUGGAACUUCAACGACUUCUUCCACUCGUUCAUGAUGAUAUUCCGGAUACUUUGCGGCGAGUGGAUCGAGCCUCUGUGGGACUGUAUGCGCGCGGAGCAGGAGACAGGGGCAGAGAGUUGCUUCUUCAUAUUCUUGCCCGCACUCGUUAUGGGCAACUUUAUGGUGCUCAACCUCUUCCUUGCCUUGCUGCUCAACAGCUUCAAUAGUGAGGAACUUAAGAAUAAGAAGGAGGAAGUUGGUGAAGAUUCAAAAUUAGCUAAAAGUUUCGAUAGAAUACGUUCUAUAGUAAGAAAAAAAGGUUUCCUUAUAUCGAGAAGUAAAGAGACUGACAAAAAAUCUAAGUUAGAAGAGCUAGUUAACGAAUUUAUGACACAACAACGCGCUAUAAAGGAGAAGAAGGCGUCGAUACCGAGCGAGCAGAGGUUCUCAGCAUCCAUACAGGAGACCAUCCUGUUCCCGCACGACAAUAUUUAUAGUCAUAGUUAUCAAGAAGCAUUAAAUAGGCCAAUAUCAGUGGGUUCCGACUUCGCGUACCCACAUCUUUACCAAGCUACCAACAACUUUAACCACGGCAGUCAAGAAACUUUAAAAGACGUGCGUGACUUGGCGGCCGAACAUAAAAUCACUAGCAUUAGGGAAGAUUCCAAGGAAAAUCUUGAAGACACAUCGCCCACAGAACAAGUUGCCGUACAAAGGUUAUUGAACCAAGUAUCUUCUGGUUAUCACACGCAGCCAUCUGAUUCGAGAGAUGAGAACGAACAUUAUGAAAUGGCCCAAUUGUCGAGUAGGACAACGCCAGAAAAACCGAAGCGGCAACCCAGGGAACUACCGCCAUCGAACAACUUAAGUGGGAGAAAAAACUCACAGGGUCAAUAUAUUGAUGCGAUGGGAAACUUCCCCGGAUUUGGGAAACAGAAAGAGCCGAAAGUACCCGAAAAUUGUUUCCCUCGCCAAUGUUACGAUGCGAGUACUUGUUGGGAUGCAUGUAUUGAAACCAACUUGGGUCAGCGUUGGAUGUUUCUCCGGACCUAUAUCCUGCGGUAUGUAGACACUCCAGCCUUCGAGUGGUUCGUUUUGGUGCUCAUCUUUGCAUCAAGCAUCACGCUCUGCUUCGAAGACAUUCACCUCGAGAAAAACAAGCCGUUGAAGAAAAUUCUGUACUGGACCAACUUGGGGUUCUGUAUGAUCUUCAUCAUCGAGAUGUUUCUCAAGUGGAUCGCGUUGGGGUUCUUCAGAUAUUUCACCAGUUUCUGGACUCUAUUAGAUUUUACUAUAGUAUUUGUUUCAGUAUUCAGUUUGUUAAUAGAAGAAAACGAAAACUUAAAAGUGUUAAGGUCGUUAAGAACUUUACGUGCGUUGAGGCCAUUGCGAGCAAUAUCGCGAUGGCAGGGGAUGCGUAUCGUGGUGAACGCGUUAAUGUAUGCGAUACCCAGUAUCUUCAACGUAUUGUUAGUGUGUUUAGUGUUCUGGUUAAUAUUUUCUAUCAUGGGUGUUCAGUUUUUUGGUGGAAAAUUUUAUAAGUGCGUUGAUGAUGAAGGCGAAUUACUACCGUUAGAGAUAGUGAACGAUAAAUGGGAGUGUUAUUACAAUAAUUUCACUUGGAUCAAUUCGAAGAUAUCAUUCGACCACGUGGGGAUCGCCUACUUGGCAUUAUUUCAAGUGGCCACGUUCGAAGGUUGGAUGGAAGUGAUGGCCGAUGCUGUCGACGCACGAGGAGUUGAUCUGCAACCAGCGAGAGAAGCUAACAUCUACGCUUAUAUUUAUUUUGUCAUAUUCAUCGUUUGCGGUUCAUUCUUCACCCUUAAUCUGUUCAUAGGAGUAAUUAUAGAUAACUUUAAUAUGCUCAAGAAGAAGUACGAAGGCGGAGUUUUAGAAAUGUUCCUUACCGAGAGUCAGAAGCAUUACUAUACAGCAAUGAAGAAACUUGGUAGAAAAAAGCCCCAGAAAGUAAUAAAGAGGCCAAGGAAUCAGUUCUUAGCGAUGUUCUACGAUCUCUCGAAUUCUAGAAGAUUUGAGAUCGCCAUUUUCGUUUUAAUAUUCCUUAAUAUGCUCACUAUGGGCAUAGAACAUUAUGAUCAACCGCAUUCCGUUUUCUUUAUAUUAGAAGUUAGUAAUGCGUUUUUCACGACUGUGUUUGGUUUAGAAGCGAUAGUAAAAAUAGUAGGUCUUCGGUAUCACUACUUCACGGUACCAUGGAACGUGUUCGAUUUCCUGCUGGUGCUGGCGUCGAUCCUGGGCAUCUUGAUGGAGGACAUCAUGAUCGACCUUCCGAUCUCGCCAACCUUGCUGCGAGUCGUCCGAGUGUUCAGGAUAGGGAGAAUUUUAAGACUGAUUAAAGCCGCUAAGGGCAUUAGAAAACUACUGUUCGCGCUAGUAGUAUCGCUGCCCGCGCUAUUCAACAUCGGCGCGUUACUAGCUCUCAUCACCUUCAUAUACGCCAUCAUCGGCAUGUCCGUCUUCGGGCACGUCAAGGAGCAAGGGGCGCUCAACGACAUCGUCAACUUUCAAACAUUCGGGAGAAGUAUGCAGUUGCUUUUUCGUUUAAUGACAUCAGCCGGCUGGAACGACGUGUUAGAAUCACUUAUGAUUCAGCCCCCUGAAUGCGAGUUAGGCGAACAUCCCGGCCAGAAUGGCAACUGUGGGCCGCUCCUAGCCAUCACGUACUUCACUUCGUUUAUCAUCAUCAGUUACAUGAUCGUCAUCAACAUGUACAUCGCCAUCAUCCUCGAGAAUUUCAAUCAGGCGCAUCAAGAGGAAGAGAUUGGAAUCGUUGAAGAUGAUCUGGAGAUGUUCUAUAUACGGUGGUCAAAAUACGACCCGCACGCAACUCAAUUCAUAAGUUUCGCUCAACUAUCAGACUUUAUAGCUUCCUUAGACCCUCCGCUAGGCAUCUCAAAACCUAAUACAGUGGCUUUAGUCAGUUUUAAUCUGCCGAUAGCUAAAGGCAAUAAGAUUCACUGUUUAGAUAUACUCCAUGCCCUUGUUAAGCAUGUAUUGGGGCAUGUCGAAGAGACUGAUACGUUCAGGCAGCUUCAAGAACAGAUGGAUAUCAAGUUCAAGAAGCAGUUCCCUACGAGGAAAGAGCUGGAAAUCGUUUCCUCGACGAGGAUAUGGAAGAGAGAGGACAAGGCAGCCCGGACUAUCCAACGGGCGUGGAGAGAUUACGUAAAACGAAAAAAUCGCAGCCCCUCACAAGAAGAAGAGAGUACAAAGUGGUCACCUGGCGGGGGUUGGGGCGGGCGGCUGAGUGCUCUGCUGCACGUGCGGCGCGGUUCGCACGCGUCUAGUCGCAAGUCGUCGCGAGCGUCCGACGCGUCCGACAUCAGCGAGUUGGGCGGCGCCUGGCUCAACCUGCCGCUGCUACUGCUGCCGGGGGCCGCGCCCGGGGAACAACCGAGUGGUUCUGAGUCAGCGCCGCCUCGAAGGCGCUCGGCCUACGGAUUGCCAAUCUUCCUGCGGCAUCAGGACGCCAUGGACGAAGAGACCGGCCCGAAACGAGCAGGUUCCCUUCGGCUGAGCUCGCGGCGCAGCUCCAUGCGUCGCGUGACACCGCCGGCGCGCGCGCGCACUCCGUCGCCGCACGCCAACAGCGAGGUCAGCAUCCUUGUGACGGAGGCGUCCCCUGACGCGGCCCCGGUGGCCACGACCGCGCCCCCCGCGCCACUCACCCCGACCGCGCCCCCCGCGCCCCCGCCUACACUGGUGCGUGUGCUGGUGCACCGAGAGUCGGACGAGCGCCCCAGCUGAUCUCCGACUCCCGAGCUCGAGCCCCGAGCUCCUCCCCCGGACGUUCCCCCAUCGAACGGCCCCGAUUGACUUUCCAUCCGGCAGUGUUCCGGCGAAAAUUGUGAUUUUUAAAUUUUAAUUAGCCCCGCUCGCGGAUGUCAUUAUGGUGGAUACGUUGAGAUAGAUGACCUCGUUUCCCUAAACCUAG